Molecule: messenger RNA, 1686 nt
Organism: Rotaria sp. Silwood1
Lineage: Eukaryota; Metazoa; Rotifera; Eurotatoria; Philodinida; Philodinidae
Source: the annotation of a GenBank genome assembly
AUGCGGCAUAUACGUCUUCGAUUACGUUUCACGAUAUUUCUCAUUCUGGCUACAUUAACAAUAUCUUUUUUAAUAACACUUUAUACAUUAAUAUGGUCAACUCAUGAGUUCGAACGACAAGAACAAAUUCGAGAUACACCAAAAUCACCCGGUGCUGUGCCAUUUUGGUCAGCUAUUAGUCAUCAAAAUAUAUAUGAUUUAUAUGCACAACCACCUAAUACAAUAUUUAAGCGUCAAACAAAUAUCACUCAAGGUCGUAUUGAAGAACUUUUUCAAUUAGUACGUCAUGCACGAACUGAUCAAACUCAUGUAGUUGAUAUAGAAAAAUUAUAUCCUAUUGAUUCAAAAUGGAAUUUUCAAAAGUUACUUGAAGAACAACAAGCACGAGAACAAGAUGAUAAAAAUGCUGAUACAGCUGAUUCAACAACAAAUGUAACAAAACCAACAAUUCAACCAGAUUCAAUAACAAUAGAAAAAACUAUGAAUGAACAUGAUCAAAUACAAUUAAGAAAUUAUAUACAUCAAGUGUUAGCUAAAUGGAAAACAGAACAUCAAAAUGAUAAAAUCGUUACUAUAGCAGAUCUUAUGCAUGAUGAAAUUGAACAUGAUGAACCAUUGAGACUGAACACAUCAUGGUAUAAAUAUAUGAAAACAGCAACUAAUUUACGUGUUUAUGAUCCACAUAGUCGAGAACUUAAACGUCUUUUAAAUCAUUUACAAAAUGCUGAAGUUAUUGAAGCGAGUGAAAUGUCACAAGGCACACAGAUUAAAAUUAUUCUAGAUUUGCCAGAUGGUUUUGAAGCACUCUUUAAACCAUACAGAGUACCGCGUAAUUAUCAAACAUUACCAGAUCAUUUCUAUUUCAGUGAUGUUGAAAGACAUCAUGCUGAAAUAGCUGCAUUUCAUUUAGACAAAGUUCUUGGUUUUUAUCGUGUUCCACCACUAGUUGGACGAUUAAUUGAUAUAACUCGAGAUAUUCGUGAAAAAGCAACAGACGAAUUAGCUAAAACAUUUUUUAUUUCACCUGCAAAUAAUACGUGCUUCCGUGGUCAUUGUUCCUAUUAUUGUGAUACAUCUCAUGCUGUUUGUGGCAAACCAGGUGAUCGAUUAGAAGGUUCCGUUCAAAUUCUUUUACCACGACCACCUGAACUUGAUUGGGCAAAAAUUACUCAUCCAUAUCGUCGUUCAUAUAGUGCUGUCAAAAAAGCUAAAUGGGAAUCGAAUGAAAAUUAUUGUUAUGAACAUGUUUUUUUGGAUGAGGAGUUUCAUAAUCGUCUAUUACUUGACAUGAUGGAUUUAUCAGCAUUUGACUUUCUCAUUGGUAAUAUGGAUCGUCAUCAUAUGAUGCGAAUUAGUUCUUUUGGCGAUAAUACAGCUUUACUUCAUUUGGAUAAUGGUAGAAGUUUUGGUCGAUAUGAUCAUGAUGACUUAUCAAUAUUAACACCCAUUCGUCAUUGUUGUCUUUUUCGUUAUUCAACAUUUGCUCGAUUAUAUCGUGUUUAUCGUCAAGGUCUUUCAACAUUAUUAGCUCGUUCAUUAGAAAAUGGUGAAAAAUUACAAAAGAUUCUUGUUGAUGAACAUCUCAUUGCUAUUGAUCGACGUUUAGAAAUUCUUUUUGAGCAUUUAGAUACUUGUAUUAAAACUUAUACAGUGAAAGGAGUAAUGAUAGAUGAUGGGAUAGAUUAA